Molecule: messenger RNA, 744 nt
Organism: Penaeus chinensis
Lineage: Eukaryota; Metazoa; Arthropoda; Malacostraca; Decapoda; Penaeidae
Product: brain protein I3-like
Exons: 4
Coding region: 159-527 (122 amino acids)
Source: RefSeq, a predicted model, not a curated record
AUGAAAACGAUAAUGAUAAUAGUAAUAAUAGUGAUAAUGAUAAUCUUAAUAAGAACAGAGACAAUCAUAUCACAAUGGUGAGAUCAACGGUAAAAGCAAAAUCAGAUUUCAAACAACCUAUUUAAAACCAAAAGGCAUCGUCAACCCCAGAGAAGACGAUGUCAAAACCUGAUGAAGUCGUACAACCUCCACCACCUGCUGGUCCUCCUCCUCCAUACUCUCCUUACCAACCUCAGUAUGGAUUCACUACAGCCUCCACCAGCGUUGUCAUGCAGCAGCAGCAGCACCCACAGCAGCAGCAGCACCCACAACAGCAACAUGUAAUUACAACACAGCCGGUUAUCUCCACCACCCCUGUUGUGUUGGUCGCUGGCGCCACCUGCCCGGCAUGUAGGGCGGGCAUCUUGAGGAGCGAAUUCACCUGCUGUGGCAUCUUUUUGGCCAUCUGCUUUUUCCCCCUCGGCCUUCUAUGCUGCUUCCUCAUGAUUGAGCGGCGGUGCAGCAACUGCGGCCUCACCUUCGGGUAAAGAGGAAUGCCCACGCCUACGCCCACGCCCGCGCUACACUGCACGGGUGCCACACGCCCAUCCGGAGCUCUCGGCGCGCAAAAGAACGGGCGUGAAACUUCGCAGCGCGUUCUCUCUCUCUCUCUCUCUCUCUCUCUCUCUCUCUCUCUCUCUCUCUCUCUCUCUCGCUCUCUCUCUCUCUCUCUCUUUCUCUUUCUCUCUCUCUCUCUCUCUCUCU